AUGCAGUCCUCGAGCUCAUCCUAUUCCGGUGGCAUGAGCAGCAGCAGCGGCGUAGGCACAGGAGGCUCAAUGUUUGCACAAGGCGGUGGUGGCGGUGGUGGUGGCAUGAGCAGUAGCAGCGGCGUAGGCUCAGGAGGCUCAAUGUUUGCACAAGGCGGUGGUGGCGGUGGUGGUGGAGGGGCUGGCGGCACGUAUGGGGUGCCUGGCGGCAUCAGCGGGGGGUCGCUCUCCGCUUUCGGCGCGGGUGGUGGAAUGUCCCAGCUGGGCAUGGGCCACGGCACCGUGGUUGGUGGCCAACUCAUGGGGCCCUCCGGCGGCGGUGGCGUGUACAUGGGUCCCACGGGCGGCAUGUACAUGGGUCCCACCGGCGGCAUGUACAUGGGGCCGGGGGGUGUGAGCGGCCCGGCCGGCUUUCCCAGCAGCCCAGCUUUCAGCAUCGGCAGAGCCAUCACUCAGGGUGGGUUCCACAGCACGGUGAAUAACCUGAUGAAGACCCUUCCGCCCAUGGUCAACCGCCUCACCGAGAAGGGCAUCCUGAACAACCUCAACACGCGCCUGGUGGGCUACGUGGAGAAGGUGCGCCAGCUGACCAUCGAGAACGCGAUGCUCGAGGCGCAGCUCAAGGCCAUGACCGGCAGCAGUCCCCGUGAUGCCAGACCCCUCCAUCACGGUGGACAACUACGAGGUGACCGUCACCGAGAUGCUCAAGAAUAUCAACGUGUUCACCAUGGAGCGCGUCCACCUGGAGAUCGAGGUGGACAACCUGAGGGUCGCCGCCGAGGAGAUCAAGUCGAAGUCGGUGGUGGCUCCCAGGUGUGCAGCUCGCUGGCGCAACUGGGCCAGGUCCCAACGAGCCGGAGGGGGUAUGAAUUUGAGGCUGGCGUGAAAUUCCAACUGGAAACGGACAUCAGCAACAUGAAACGGGACCUUGACGCUGCCCAGGAAAUGAAGAGCGACCUGACGAGCAAGUACUCCAUUCUGCAGGAAGACUUGACCUUCCACAACACGAUUCACAAAGAAGAAAUGGUGAAACUGUCGGCCAAGUUCGGCAAGUACGCGACCACACACAGCAGCAUGAUCGAGGUGGACAGCGGCAAGUCCAUCAACUUGAUGGAUGCGCUGAGCACGCUUCGUAACGAAUACGAGACGGCGGCGCAGCGCAACCGCGAAGAGGCGGACGCUUACUGCACCAGCAAGAUUGAGCAAAUUCAGCAGCAAACAACACAGACGAGCGAGCAACUCACGACCAUAACGACAGACAUGACGACGCUGCAGAACGAAAUCGAAGACUUAAGUGUGGAAUAUCACAAGCUCAUCAAUGUGAACCAAACGCUGCAGUCGACACUGCAGGAGUACCAGUUUCACUCCACCACGAGCGUCACGGACGUGCAGAACCUCAUCGUAUCACUCGAGCAGGAGAUCGAGGCGUCGCACGUGGCGCUCCAGAACCAGCUCGUCAACUACCAGGAGCUGCUGGACGUCAAGACGGCGCUCGACACCGAGAUCCAGACCUACCGGCGCUUGCUGGAGGGCGAGGAGGCCAUGCUCCUAAAUGUCGGGUCCGACAAGAGCAUGAGCGCGGGCUCCACCGUUCUUUCAAGCGGGGCAAGCACCACCUUCAUCUCUGGCGGCGGCGGAGGAGCAAUCUUUUCCAGCAAGUCGGCAACGAUACCUUCACCAGCGCUGCUGACGGGUGGCGGAGGAGUGACCGCCGUCGCCGGCGGUGGCGGCACCGUUCUUGCUAGCGGAGGCGGCGGCGGCGGCGUUGCCAUGCUUGCUGGUGGCACUGGUGCCGUUGUCGCUGGCGCAGGUGGCGUUGGUGGCACGACUGUCAUCUCUGGUGGCGAAGUCACCUCGAGCAGCAGCAGCAGCAUGAGCAUGAGCAGCAGCCAGCAGCAGCAGCAGCAGCAGGUCGUCACCGGCAUGACCGUGAUCGAGGGUGGCACUGCCAUGCUCGCAGGCGGCACCGUCGGUGAGGGAGGAAUGGUGAUGGCUGGUGCCGAUGGAAGAGGGCAGCAACCAUGA
Callorhinchus milii (elephant shark) is the source of this 2025-nucleotide messenger RNA. RefSeq names its product thread biopolymer filament subunit gamma-like. Bases 1 to 2025 code for a protein of 674 amino acids. The record is from RefSeq and is a predicted model, not a curated record. NCBI's taxonomy places the organism in Eukaryota, Metazoa, Chordata, Chondrichthyes, Chimaeriformes, Callorhinchidae. Gene Ontology annotation, cellular component: plasma membrane; axon; type III intermediate filament. The transcript is spliced from 9 exons.